Lucilia sericata (common green bottle fly) is the source of this 6400-nucleotide messenger RNA. It is a transcript of the gene PAPLA1, whose product is annotated as flocculation protein FLO11. The record is from RefSeq and is a predicted model, not a curated record. NCBI's taxonomy places the organism in Eukaryota, Metazoa, Arthropoda, Insecta, Diptera, Calliphoridae. Gene Ontology annotation, cellular component: COPII-coated ER to Golgi transport vesicle. Gene Ontology annotation, molecular function: metal ion binding. Bases 177 to 5975 code for a protein of 1932 amino acids. The transcript has 10 exons.
UGUGUUUGACAUUUUAUUGUGGUGAUGUGUAAAAAAUUUUUUAAGUAAAUUUUCCAAAAGAUUUCUAUUUCUGGUGUUUGUUAUUUUUUAAAAGAUCAAAAAUUUGCAUAUUUCUCAAGAACAACAAAGCAAGUGUUACAAGAUCUAUUUUAUAAUUUGUUUAAAGUGUGAAUAUAAUGAGUGAUUCCCAAAAACAGCAGCGUCCCGGCGCUACUCCCAUUAAAAAUCCACUGUUAAGUGCUUCGGUUACAGGUUUAACAUUCGAUGAUUUCCCCAAUAAACCUUUGUUACUCCCGGCAGCACCUCCUAUUGUACAUGCAACGGUUCCAGCUCCAGUCGUUACUCCCACUGGUUUAAUUAGAGAACACAAAUCAUUGGUAACAUUGGGAUCUUCAUCGUUGGAUACCGAAAAUCUUGAUGAAAUCAAUUUAAACGCUUCGAAUGAAGAAAGCCAAACAACUGAUAGCAACGAACCUAAUCCCCUAUUGGAACAAACAAAUCCAGGCGUUAAUAGUGAUUCUAUAUUGAGUCAAGCGGCUUCUUCGUUCUCAGCUUUGCCUUCGGUGGCUUCUAAUGUAUUUUCAACAUUUUCCAAGCGCAUAACAGCCAUUUCGAGUCGAGAAACAACACCAACAUAUGAUCAAGGUCAACAGGAUUUGAAUAGUAAUCCUUUAGUUCCACAAUUGGAUAUACAACCAACUUACAAUCAACAGCAACAUCACCAACAGGCAGGUUUACCUCAAGCACCUCCACCCUUUAAUGCACCACCUGCCGGUGGUAAUUAUUUUGCGAGUACACCUGACACAUUGACUCAAGAUACACAGACAAGUGUACCACCACAACCAGUAGAACCUCCAAAGUUUUACACACCGGCUGAAGUUCCUUCAAUACCGUCAGCAAGUGGGGCUCCCCCCGCUAAUGUAGGUGGACAAAAUAAUUUUCGUUUUUCUUCUAAAAAGAAAUUGUACGCUCCAAUACCUGGACUGUCAGAUCAAACUGCCCAUCCAGUUACUACAUUAGAUCCAUCAACUGUAAGUGCUCCAAUUUCUUACGACACCUCGUACGGUGGAAACCCCGCAAACAAUUAUUAUCAACAAUCACAAUAUCCCACGGCCGAUGAGCAAAAAACUGAAGAACGUAAAAAUAAUAGUGGUUUAUUUUCAAAAAUAAGCAGUCUUGCUCCAGCAGGUGUAUUGCAAAAUAUCACAGGUCUUGUACAAUCUGCGACAGGAUCCUUAACGCAAAAUAAACCCCCUGCUCCAGUUGUUGAUCAACAAAAUAACUAUUUUACUGGACCACCUCCACCAACAAACUAUUUCGUGCCACCUUCGUUAAGUGGUCAGCAAUCGACCUCCCAAAAUAACCAACCUUCUUCAUUCUUUAUUGGCCAAGAAUCUGAACCUACUCCUUUCACACCAUAUGAUAGUAAUUCUAAUACGCAGUCAAAUAACUUUUUCAAUCCACAACCUACUACAGCGCAACUACCACCAGCUUCAGUUUUAUUCCAAAGUAAGACAUCUUCAUCUACAGAGACAUCACAAACUCAAAUUUCCUUCUUUAAUCCAUCUAACUUGCCACCUCAAAUAAAUUCGAUUCCUAGCAAUCAACCUUCGCAAAUCCAAAAACCCCCAUCUAGGCCUCCAUCACGCCCAAGCAGUUCACAUUUGCCACCAAAUGCAAAUGAACAGUCUGUUCCAACAUUUUUCAACCCAACGCAAUCUAAUCCUACACAACCGACAUUAGAUAGUGUUUCUCCAGUAGCUUUAUUUGAUCCAACAAAGCACUUACCAUCAAGUAACCAAGAAAGUACACCUCAAUUUCCACCACCAACUGUAGAUCAUAAAGUUCCUCCGCCUGCAAGUGGACCUACAUCUUACCGUUUACAAAAGGGAACUAAACUUUAUAAAAAUCCUUUAACCCCACAAGAAACUGCCCCUAUUCAUGUUAUAAAUCAAUCUUUACCUACAUUUCCUACACCACCAACUGUUGCUACCCCUCAAAGUGUUCCCUUAUUUGCUCCACCUACUUCUGUUGGGCAAAUAACAUCAAAUCCAAGUUUUGGAACAAAUCAAAGUGUUCCUUUGGUGGCUCCUCCUGUGGAAGAAUUUAAAGCUAGUGUUCCAUUAUUUGCUCCUCCUCCUACUGUAGGAGAAUUAAAAUCUAAUCCUAGCUUUGCUACACCUCAAAGCGUGGCCUUGUUUGCACCACCUUCUGUAGGAGAAUUGAUAACUAACGAACCAAUACAAAGUAUACCUUCGUUUGCUCCUCCACCUGCUGCAGAAUUGAUAACUAACAAUUCUGCUCAGAGUGUUCCUUUAUUUGCGUCUGAUACAAAAGAUACAGCACAAAGUGUUCCUCUGUUUACGCCAUCCGUUGAUGAUCUUAAAUCUAACGAAGCAAUAGAAAGUAUUUCUUCGAAUGAUCCACAAGUAGGCGACAGUAAAAUAGAGCCACCAACCCAAAACGUUCCAUUCUUUGCAACUCCUGUAACAGAACAGAAAUCUAUCGAAACAGUACAAACUGUCCCUUUGUAUUUUGCUCCAACUAAAGAAAAUACUAACGUACCAGAACACAGUACAACUACUGAAGUCACGAAACUAUUAGAUUCAUCUGAAACUCAGGUUCCUACACAAGACACAAAUUCACAAUUCGUUGACAAUAAAGAUACACAACCCGUAAUUGAACCUAUUGAACCGGUUGUAGAAGAUAAUAAUACUGAAAUACAAAACCAAGCAUUAGCAGAUCCCUUGGAAGAAACAAUACGCAAGCUAUCAUUAACAGUUGAGCCAUCUUCAGAGACUAAAACCCUAACAUUACCGCCCAUCACUACACAACACAACUCGAAUAAUCCAUAUCGUAGAGGUUCUGCUACUGAAACUACAAAACCAGCAGUAAGCCAACCAAUAUUGGCGAACUUCUUUACUCCUCAACCAUCAACUGGCUCGGGCGACCUUAAUUUCUUUGCAACAUUGCCUGCUGCAGAACCUAGUUUGGAUAACUCUAGCAGUGCAGUUAACUUCUUUUCUCAACCUGCUCCAAAUAAAGAAAGUAACCAACAAUUAUCACAACCAAAAGAAUCUGCACAGGGAGAUACGACUAACUUUUUUACCACUGUUGGCAAAACUGAUGUAAGCCCCUCGGGUUUAGAUGUUAAGCAAGAUUUAAUACCUAUUCAACCAUACACACCAAUACAACCACCUAUUACUGCCUUCUUUCCUACUCUACCAACAAGUUUAGGAUUAGUACCAGCAGUUCUAGAGGAGAAAAACGAUAUCACCAAACAGCUUAACGAAGCAUUCGUGCAAGGCAACGUUCCACCACCUAUAGGAUUUGAAAGCUUCACACAAUCAGAACCUGUUGCUCCUAUAAAACCAGCAAAUACUACUGUUCAACAGGAAACUACUACAAGUCAAAAUCAACAGCCUGAAAUUGUCAACAGAUUUUCAAAUUAUUUCAAUCAAACAAAUCAAGAGCAAGAAAUUGCUAAAGAUCCUGCAACAUUUUUUGAUUCAUUCCCUGUCCAACAAGUAACACAAUCUCAACAACAAACAGUUGAAGUAACUGCUCCUAGUGUGGCAACAAACGAAGAACAACGUAUACAAUAUUUUUUCAAUAACCCACCACCAAAAGACGCAAGUGCUGUGGGUGAUUUAAAUUACGAUUUAGUUCACAGCGGUUUAGGUAUUAAAAAUAUACAACAACGUUCUUUAACACCAAUAUCGAACUUGGUAGAACCUCCUUCAUCUGCUUGCUCGGAAUUUUCGGAAUUCAGUAAUUCCACAGCAGGACAAAAAUCAAUUGCGGCCAAUUUAUCCAUAACAGAGAGUAGCGAGAAAUCAGUAGGAAAAGAGGAAAACAAAAGUGUUGAUAAUAGUGCAGUUUUGGAACAGGACUCUACAGAAACGGAUACGAACAUUAAACAUUACGAAGAUCUACCAGAGGAAAUUUUAAAAGAAUUAAGAAUGGCGAAUAUUUUAUCUAAUGAUAAAUCUGCUACUACCUCGGCCAGUGUGUCUUAUAAACCAGCUGUUAAACAUUGGUUUUUCAAACGCACCAUAAGUGACAAACAAAUUUGGGUUCCAUUCAGUCAUUAUGAUUCAGCUCUUCUGGAAACAAGUCUUUUAAUGGAAAAUGAAAAUGAAAAACCAAAUAUAGUUGCUGUUGAGGGUGGUCGUUAUGACGUCAAUAUAAGUGAACGCAAGAAAAUGAGCGUAUAUUGGGAAAGUGAACCAAUUGAAGUGCGUCGUUGUUCCUGGUUCUACAAAGCCGUUGAUUCGAAAUAUGUUCCGUAUGAGGAACAGACCGCCGAGGUAUUAGAAAACGAAUAUAAACAAGCCGCUGAGAGUGGAGUUUGGCAUAAAACAAUUAUUUUGGGCAUGGGAGAACAAGUAGUAUUUCAUGGUCCCACAGUUAUAGUACACUUUCAACAACAACAAAAUGCUGAUGCCUGGGGUGGAACUACGCAAACUGCCACUAGACCUCGCGUUGUUAAACGGGACUUGGAUGAUUUUAAUAUUGAACAGGGUGAAUCGCAAAAGGUAGACCAUUUAUUGUUUAUGGUACAUGGCAUUGGCUCCGCUUGUGAUUUAAAGUUAAGAUCUGUAGAAGAAGUUGUUGAAGAUUUUCGUACUAUUGCUCGCCAAUUGGUUCAGAGUCAUUAUAAAAACUCUACUGAUUUGGGUUUGGUUGGACGCGUUGAAGUUCUGCCAAUAUCCUGGCACAGUCAUUUACACUCCGUUGAAAUGGGAAUAGAUGAAAAAUUACGUAUGAUUACAUUAGAAUCCAUACCUAAAUUAAGGAAUUUCACCAACGACACCCUAUUGGAUAUACUUUUCUAUACUAGCCCCACAUUUUGUCAAAAAAUUAUGAAUACAAUCGUUCAAUCGAUGAAUACUUUAUAUUUGAAAUAUCGCGAAAGACAUCCUGAAUUUAAUGGUGGCGUUUCAUUGGCUGGUCAUAGUUUGGGCUCUCUCAUACUUUUCGAUUUGCUUUGUCAUCAAAAUCCCAUAAAAGAGAGUGAAGAAAAAAAUCUUGAAAAUCCAGAUGAAUUUUUAACUCCAUCCACUUCUAACACCCAAAUGGAUUCGAAUCAACUAGAAGAUAAUAAGCAAAUAAGCUACACUAUGGGACCGGCUGGAACUGGACAACCUUUCAUCAAUUACGGUCAAUUAAUUUUCCAACCUAAAAAGUUCUUUGCUUUGGGUUCACCCAUAGGUAUGUUUGUUACCAUUCGAGGCAUUGAUAAGUUGGGCCUAGAUUUCCGCCUGCCAACCUGUCCCGGUUUCUAUAAUAUAUUCCAUCCUUAUGAUCCUGUUGCCUAUCGCAUUGAAGCUUUAGUUAAUCCCGAUUUAAGUGGUGUACGUCCUGUUUUGAUUCCACAUCAUAAAGGACGCAAACGAAUGCAUUUAGAAUUAAAAGAAACUAUGACACGUGUUAGCAUGGAUUUAAAAAAUCGUUUCUUAGAUAAAUUUAAAACGACUCUGGACAGUGUUAACAUAUUUGGUUCCGCAUCCAAAUCUACGAAAGAAGCUGAAGAGUUAAUGGAAAAAGAAGUUGAUAAGGUCAUUCAAAUGCAAAUGGAAUUAGAGCAACAAAACCAUAAUCAAAACUCCAAUGACAAAUUAACAUCUGGAAACGAUUCACACAACGGAGCAACUGCUGCUCCCCGACCAAGAACCGAUUCAGUAUCUACCCAUAUGUCCGAUGAUGUGGUAGAAAUCGACUUGCCCUUGGGCAAACUUAACGAUUCCAAGCGUGUUGAUUAUGUAUUGCAAGAAGCUCCAUUGGAGUUCAUUAAUGAGUAUAUAUUUGCUUUAAGCAGUCAUGUGUGUUAUUGGGAUUCCGAGGAUACUAUAUUAUUCGUUAUGAAGGAAAUAUAUUCCGGCCUUGGUAUUAGCCCCGAUAGCCAAGUACCACAACAAACAAUGACCAUUGAACGUCCAAGUUCACGUAAUAGUUUAUUAUCUUCUUCAUAAAUUUAUUACCUAUAAUAAGUUAAUAUUUUAUCUUUUUAUCUUUUAUUUUUAUUCUAUUACUUUUCUCGUUUAAGUGUUAUUCUUGUUUUUAUAAACUACAAACAAAAUUCAUUGCUGCUAAAUUUCAAUUAUUAUCAGCUUUAGCAACCAAUGAUGAUGUUUAAUUAUAAUUUCAUUCAUCAUUAUAUAUUUAUGCAGCUUUAUUAAAUUUGAAAUUAUUUAUAAGAUAAAUUUUUCAAAUAUAUUUACUAUAUCUAACUAAACGAAUUGGGAAGGGUAAUUGUUUAACAUUUCAUCUAUUCGUACUUUGUAUGUAAUUUUGUUAAGAAUUUUUGUAAAUUUGUUUUAAUUUUAUUCAAAAUAUAAACACUAAUUUCAUAUAUUAAUAAAUAAUGUAUUUAUGAGAUAACUAUGCAUAAUAACUU